Brenthis ino (lesser marbled fritillary) is the source of this 2700-nucleotide messenger RNA. NCBI's taxonomy places the organism in Eukaryota, Metazoa, Arthropoda, Insecta, Lepidoptera, Nymphalidae. The record is from the annotation of a GenBank genome assembly.
AUGAGUCCUUACUGCCUAAUAAGUAAUAAGACCUUCACUCAAACUUUAUUGUAUGGCUUUCUCCCUGCUGUGUCCCCCGACCGAAGUAGUUCAGAGCGGUCCUCACCCCUCGACACAGCUGAACUCCUUCGCGAUGCCCCUCUAUACCCCCCUCUACGUGACGAACAUUAUGUCGACGCUGAAGACCUCAAUAAGCCAAACAUCGAAGAAAACAUCGACAAAAUUACUAAUUUAGAUCCCGAUUUUAACAACGAUCAUUUACGACCGUUUUUUGAUACAAACGAAUUUAACGAUGAAGAAUCUAUAGAAAAUGCUGCGGUUAAUGAAGUUACUGGUGUUGAGUAUGAUGAUCUCGAAACAAAUAUUGAAGACAGUAGUUUAUUAGUUACACCGGACGAGUCGUCUUUAGAUGAAUCAAAUGUAGAAUCGGAAAACAAAAUUUUUGAAGUUCCUAAGCAAAAAGAUGAAAGAAAUACAUAUUCAAGUGAUAUAGAUAAUAGCAAUAUAACGCCAGAUGAUUAUAACGAAUUUACUGAAAAUUUCUCUCAGACUUUGGAUGAAGGGGAACUACAAAACGAAAAAUCUACUAUAGAUGUUGAAAAAUCAACUAAGAAAUAUUUAGAGGCAAAUAAUAUAAAAGAAUCUAAUAACGGUUUCAUAGUUGCUCCAGCUGCAAAUGUUGAAGAGUUAAAUAGAAUUUUAAGAGCUGAGGAAGCGAAAGUUGAAGAAGAAAAUAAAAAAAAUACAUCUGAAGAAGACUUGAAUGAUGAGUCGAUAGUUGAAGACGAAAAAUCGGAGAAUGUUUUUAGUGCUACAGAGGAAGAUAGUUUCGAGCGCAAGAAACGGAGUAGCGGACAAGAAUGGGACAAAACCUCAAAGUCUCGUCGAGUUAAAACCGGUGACACCAUAUUAAACAUCCGAGGGGCAGUACGCGAUGCUAUCGGCGACGCGGGCGCAGCGCCCGGCAUGCGCGCCUCCUCGCGCGUCGACGCGUUCGUGAUACGGCCUGCGCCCGUCAUGCGGGACGAGCCCCGCGACCAGAUGAGGGAAGCGAGAAGGGACAGAGUGUCUGCUCCUCCGCCACAGCCACAAAAGCUGGAGCGCGAGCUGUUGGUCGAGCCACAUGCGCAUGCGCGCAUCGUGUGCGACCUCGUCAAUGUCACCAACCUGCGCUGGUACAAAGAUAACGAGCAAAUAAACCUGCCUUCCUCCCCUGGGGGUGGAGAGUCGGCUUGGAAGGAGGGAGAUGCGGUGGAGAUACCUCGCGCGUCUCGCGGCCACGCGGCGCGCUGGCGGUGCGCGGGGAGGGACCGCUCUGGUCGCACUGUCAGUGGGGAGCCCACGAAGUUACUUAUAUAUGAGCCGGUACGCUCAGUAUACUUGGCGGUGGACGGGCGCCGUCUCGAUGCUGGGAACACGUGGGUGCCGGUUCGAGACAAAACCGUGUUGGAAGUUAGAUGUGUAGCUGAAGGUGGUGUUCCUCCACCGGAACUGUCAUGGCGCUUGCUAGCUUUGGAGCCUGCGCUGGACCACCGGCCGUAUCUUCGUAUACAUCACACCAACUACUCUAUUGAGGGUGUGUCGUGGUCCCGCGUGGUAGUGACGGCGGCUCGAGAGCUUCACAACGCGACGUUGCAGUGCGAGGCGAGGCAGCGGCGGCCGGAGAUACCCCCCGCGGCCCCGUACGACGUGUUGACUGCUAAACUUGAGAUACACGUUACUUAUCCUCCAUCUUUCGUGAUAUCUCGAUGGCCCGGUUUCGGCAUCUCACUGACGGCUGGUGGCGCGGCCGCCUUGCGCUGCGACGUGGACGCCAACCCGCCGGCCAGAGCCACGUGGAUGAGAGACACUGAUCGACCUUCCAGUUCCCCGACGCCGCUUGAGGUGGGCGCAGAGGACGGCGCGUCGCUGGGCUCGGCCACACUGCGCUGGGCGCGGCUGCGGGAGAGCCAUGCUGGAUGGUACCGCUGCAGGGCGCGCUGGAUGGACACUGAGUACUCCUCUAUUGGGUAUUAUCUCAAUGUUUUGGCCGGUGACGACAACACGUUGUCAGCGUCAGAAUCUGAUGCCAAGGACGAGCAACCCGACCAUCAGAAAGUGGAAGUGCCUCUCGGGGGAAAUGUACAACUACAUUGCCCUAAAGGUAGCGUCGGUUGUUGGUGGAGACGCGUGGUGGGUAAUGCCAGCGACGCGUGGGCGCCGGCCGGCUCGCACCACGCACAUGGCGUGUUGGGUAUAAAAGAAGCUAUGUACGAGGAGGGAGGCGAGUACCGCUGCGUGGGCGCGCGCGCUCCGGACCUCAAGCGGCUGAGAGAGCUCAAGCGAGUCACUUUGCGUGUCACAGGCGGGGCUACUGCAACAGCAGUAAGUGCUGAUCCAACUCCCAACGGUUGGCGAUUAGAGUGUGGCGCGUGUGGACGCAACCUUAGAGUACUAUGGCUUAGAGGAGGAAGAUCUACGCCCGCCAUACUAACCCCAGACCUCGCCCAACACUGUUGGAAAGCUAUCCUGCUAGUUCCAGAACCAGAUGAGGUGUGGUGUGUCGCAGUGUCUUCUAAUGGGGGAGCAGUAGCUGUGUUUCCGAAGAGAUCGGUACAAGCUUCGCCAUCUCCUGCACGUCACGCGGUCAGAGCACUUCACGCUGCUGCCUCAAAAGCCUUUGUAACACCAAUUUUGAUAGGACUUGGACUUUUCUUUGUU